AUGGAUUAUCCCCCGGCUUUUGCGGCUGAUCCGUUUUCUAGCCAGACCAUGUAUCCCACCUCUGCUUAUCGCUAUUCCAUUCCACCCCCGACCGCCGUAUACUCGAGCAACCCCUAUCCCCCCUACAUGACGGCCAGCUCCUCGGCCGCCAGCGUCCCCAUGCCACAAGCCCAAGCCCCUGCUCCUGGACCCCCCUCACUGCACCAUCCCUAUUCCGGCUUUGGCACCGUACCAGGCGCUGCUGCCGCUCCCGGUGCUCCUGCUGCCGCGGCAAUGCUCGGCUCGGCUAGCAUGGGUGCGCCCCCCGCCAGCCUGCCACCCAACCAUCAUCUGAUGCGUGGUGGUCCAGUGGGUCCUCCACCAGGCCAUGGCGAUCCUACUCAACCCCUCUCCACCACCAACAUCUACAUCUCCGGCCUCAAGCCUGCCACCACGGACGAAGACCUGAAACUCCUUUGCCAAUCCUAUGGCCCCAUCAUCUCCGCCAAGAGCAUCAUCGACCGCAAUUCAAACCUAUGCAAAGGCUAUGGUUUUGUCAUGUUUGAGCGCGAGUCGUCAGCCAAAGCCGCCCUGACGGGCCUUACCAAUAUGGGCGUGCAGGCUGCUCACGCUCGCGUGAGCAAGGCACAGCUUGAGAUUCAGGGCCGCAUCCCGAUCGACCCGACCAACCUCUACAUUGCCAACAUCCCUUACGGCAUGAAGGAACAAGAUCUGGCCGAUACUUUGGUGCGCGCCGCAACCGGUCGCGGCGAGGUUCUCUCGUGCCGUGUUCUCCGCAACGAAUAUGGCCAAAGCCGAGGCGUCGCCUUGGCUCGCAUGGACUCGCCCGACGCCUGCACUGCCGUCAUUCGCAACCUGAACGGACUGCCCCUGCCCGGUGCCCAUGAGCCUCUUCGUGUAAAGCAUGCCAACGGCCCCACGGCCCGUCGCUACAAGUUUCUUCAAAACAAGGGCGCGCCCACCUCUUCAGCCAUGCAGGGUGAACCGUCCUCCGAGGAAGAAUUGCGCGAGUACUACCGCCGUGCGCGCCAGGCCGGUUACACCACCGGAGACGCCCGCACUGAAGAGAAACCCUACGACUCGGAGGCCCUCAACAACACCCGCAACCGCCGUGGCAGUGGCAACGGCCCAAACUACCACUCAAGCAAUUCCGUCUCCCCGCACGCCUCCUCUGAACGGGAUCACUCUAGCUCCAGUGCCGCUCAUCCCGGCGAGCCAGCCAGAGGCCUCACCGUUGAACGCGGCUACCGUCGCUCCCACAGCUGUGAAGAACCCUUGAUUCACACCCCCUCGCUCAUUUGGGCCGACGGUGGCCGCUCUGCUGACGAGGGUCUCAAGGAUCUUGUCGACCACUUGGACAACAUGGGCCUCAACUCAACCUUGCCCCACCAAAUCGGCACCAAGCACCAUUUCCCCAAGAAGCAGCGCAGCUUUGAUGAUGCCUGGCCCACCCAUUUCACCCAGGGCCACGAAUCGUCGUCCUUGGGCACUUUGGGCGAAGCAACCGACUCCAUGAGCUCGAUGGAGAAGAAUGGCAUGCCCUUGGUCUUGUAA
Messenger RNA from Monosiga brevicollis MX1, 1554 nucleotides. RefSeq lists its product as uncharacterized. The transcript is spliced from 5 exons. Gene Ontology annotation, molecular function: mRNA 3'-UTR binding; poly(A) binding; poly(U) RNA binding. The record is from RefSeq and is a predicted model, not a curated record. Gene Ontology annotation, cellular component: nucleus; cytosol; ribonucleoprotein complex. The coding region runs from base 1 to 1554 and encodes 517 amino acids. NCBI's taxonomy places the organism in Eukaryota, Choanoflagellata, Craspedida, Salpingoecidae.